GAAGAACGGUAUCGGACUUCGGAAUAAGCCAGGUAAAAGGUGGAACCAGAAAAACGAAAAGAGCCGAUCGUACGGGCCGUAGUAUCGUCUUCCAUAGUGUUUUUUCAACAAAAUAUAAUUUGAAUUUGAACGUUCCAAUAAAGAAAAUCAUAAGAACACUCUAAUUCGGUGUUACGUAGAGUGUUAACUUUCAAAACUUUCUUCUGGCAAGCUGAUAGCGUUUGAACCCGCCUAACAGCGAUGGCACGACACGGUUCUUGGACGACCAUAAUCCUAGCGACAAUAAUUGUCGCGUUUUUACUUGGAUUAAUUACGGAAAACGCAGCUACCAUAGCACAACCAAAAGCGCCUAAUUUUCAAUAUUUUGAAAGGCCUAAAUACCGUUACCCAUACUACGAUGAAAAUGGCAGAGGAAAGUUGCUCUACGGUUAUGGAGGACCAGAUCUAUACCAAUAUAAAACUUACAGCGCACUCGAGGGAAUCCAUUAACAAGAGGACACUUGAAUUACACUAUACAAUGAACCAAUCGAUGAUCUUUCAAUGAACUGCAAUCGUUACUGCAUAGGGUGAUAGUUUGUUAAGUGAUACUAUAAUAUUAUAUACAUAUACACGAAUUUGCUUCCGAUUGCAAGAAAUCUUUUUACUAUUUGCAAAUACGUAAAUCAUUUAUCUUUCCUUGUUAUCGGAAGCAUAUCGGGUUUCUUAAUGAAAUUAAGGAACAUUACAAGAUCGUUUAUUUUCCCAAUUAUAAUUACUUGUAUUUUUUUUUAAAUGCAAUCGAUUCGUGUACUUAAUUACGUCGUAAACAUAUGUUUCUUUGUCACGGAUUAUGUUUUGUUAUUAUUUUAUAACAUCGCGCGACCCAAAAGGAUACAGACAGUAGUAAAAAUCAGUGAGAGAUGUGUGUUAUUUUUUUUUUCAAAAGACAAGUUGCUUUGUUAGUAAAAUAGAUUAGAAAAGAUGUAUUAGAUAGAACAAUAUCAUGGUUGAUUUGAUGCGAAUAUUACUAUAAAUACGAUUGCGAAUAUUAUCGUUAAAAUUCCUCCAUUCUCUACAAAAAAUGUGUGGAAUGUGCUUAGAGUAACUAGAAUCUAUGAUGUGUUUCAAUAUCAAUAGUCACCGUGAAGUCGAGAAACGGCUAAAUUCUAACUCUAAAGUUCACCUAUCAUAACACGUCAGAGAGUCUGAAAAUUUGUAAAUGUUUAAAAACGCAGUCAUUGUAAAUCUUACGAUUAAUUAAACGCGUGGAGAGCACGAACGUGUUCGUUCUGCGACAAGUGCACAUACAAGUUUUACAAAUGUGCAAGCAUAGUCGAGUGUUAUAGCGAGAUACUGUUGUUAAACAAACGAAUGACUACUACCCGUACGAUGUGUGUUGGGUUAUUAUUUUAUUCCAUAUGAUCCUUGUCCGCCUUAUCUUCGGCAGACUGCAACUGUCAUACAAAAUCCAUUUCUGAUUUACUGUAAUAUUGUGUACCUGCUCGUCGCCUGUAAAGUUGUCUUUCUACGAACUUCUUUAUCUCGCUAAUUAUAAAUACACUUGACGUGAGCGCAACGAGGAACAGGAUGUCUGUUAACAAAUAAAAAUAAAUGUUUCGUUUAAGAA
Molecule: messenger RNA, 1606 nt
Organism: Osmia lignaria (orchard mason bee)
Lineage: Eukaryota; Metazoa; Arthropoda; Insecta; Hymenoptera; Megachilidae
Source: RefSeq, a predicted model, not a curated record